Messenger RNA from Harmonia axyridis, 3040 nucleotides. RefSeq names its product probable Dol-P-Man:Man(7)GlcNAc(2)-PP-Dol alpha-1,6-mannosyltransferase. Gene Ontology annotation, molecular function: alpha-1,6-mannosyltransferase activity. Gene Ontology annotation, cellular component: endoplasmic reticulum membrane. The transcript has 8 exons. The record is from RefSeq and is a predicted model, not a curated record. The coding region runs from base 86 to 2992 and encodes 968 amino acids. NCBI's taxonomy places the organism in Eukaryota, Metazoa, Arthropoda, Insecta, Coleoptera, Coccinellidae. Gene Ontology annotation, biological process: protein N-linked glycosylation.
AAUAGGUUAAGUCUAUUUUUGUAUAUUUAGGUUAGAUUUUCCAAAUUUGAUCUGAAUUUCAAUAAUGAGAUGAGAAAAUUGAAAAAUGCUGCAAAUAUUGUCUAUAAUUGCAGCUGCACAUUUGGUGUAUUGCCCGUUCACCAAAGUGGAGGAAAGUUUUAAUCUUCAGGCAAUGCACGAUAUUCUCUUCCAUAGAUUCAAUUUUUCCCAAUACGAUCAUCACGAUUUUCCCGGUGUUGUACCUAGAACUUUCAUCGGUCCAUUGUUUGUGUCCUUUUUAGCUUCUCCCUUCGUAACAAUUUUUCAACUUUUGAAUCUUAGCAAAUUUUGGUCUCAAUACAUAGUUCGAGGAACUUUAGCCUUAUGUGUUCUCAUAAGCUUCAACAUUUUAUGUAAGACAUUAGAAAAAUUAUUUGGAAAAGUAUGGAUGCAAUGGUUUGUUGCAAUCACUGUGACACAAAGCCAUUUCAUGUUUUACUUGAGUCGGCCACUUCCAAAUAUAUUUGCCCUACCUUUAGUUUUAUUGGCAUUGAACAGUUGGUUAAAAAAUGAUGGCAAAAAUUUUAUAUUAUUCUCUGGAGCUGCAAUUAUAAUUUUUAGAGUUGAGUUGGUUCUAUUCUUGGGUAUUUUAUUAUUAUAUGAUCUUUAUUGUAAAAGGAUCACCAUAAAACAAUUAUUCCAAACAGGUAUACCUGUAGGCUUAGGAUUCUUAGGAUUAUCUGUUGUGAUUGAUUCAAUAUUUUGGAAUAGGCCUUUGUGGCCUGAAGGAGAAGUUUUGUGGUUUAACACAAUAUUGAAUAAAAGUUCAGAUUAUGGAACAUCACCUUUUUUAUGGUAUUUUUACUCAGCAAUACCUAGAGGAAUGGCUGCCUCGCUUCUCCUUUUACCAAUAGGUUUGUAUCUAGAUGACAGAGUUAGAAAGAUAGUUCUGCCAGCUCUCCUUUUUGUAUUGCUGUAUUCGUUCCUGCCUCAUAAAGAGUUGAGGUUUAUAAUUUAUGUCUUUCCUGUACUAAAUAUAGCUGUAGCCACUGCCUGUUUUAGACUGUGGGAAAAUCGAAACAAAUCUUUUUUUCAGUACCUUUUAUCUUUAGGUGUCGCAGGCCACCUUUGCAUUAACGUUUUAUUCACUUUAUUUCUCUUAUGUGUUUCUGGGACAAAUUAUCCUGGGGGAACCGCUAUUUCGCAUCUACAUCGCUCAGCUAGAGAUGAAUUAAAUGUCAGCGUGCACAUAUCAAACUUGGCUGCUCAGACAGGAGUAUCUAGAUUUACCCAGAUAAAUGACAAUUGGAUCUAUUCAAAGAAAGAGAACUUACUUCCUGGUUGUCAAGACAUGUACGAAUUUACACAUAUCAUUGCUGAAGCAAAAAGCAAGUUUUCCCCAAAUUUAAAGCCUUAUACUUUUACACAUGAUGUUAUAGAUGCGAUAGAAGCUUUCCAUCAGGUAUCCUUCAAUUAUUUGACUGUACCACCUGUAAAGAUUAGAACAAAACCUGUUUUAUUUAUUCUGAAACGUAAAUCAAAUUUUAAAGAAAUGUUACAAAUGCGUCAUUUCUAUGAAGAUGAUGAUCAGAAAGAAUCACUAUCUGAAGAAAAACAAACUAGUUCAGCAAUUUUAGAGAAACAGCUGACUUCAUUUGAAGAUAAUUCGGGUAAUUCACAGGAAGAGAAAAUUGCGACUGAUGAUACUGCUAGUAUGGAAUUGAAUGUUAUUGAAUCAUCUGAGAAUGAGUUGAAAUUAAAUGCAGAAAUAGUUGACAAGAGUUUGGUUGAACAAUUUGAAACUGUUGAGACCCCUAAAAAGGUAAAAAAAGAUAUUGGGGAAAAGAGGGAAAUGGAUAAGGAAAACAUUUCGAAAUAUACAAAGAAACUGGAGGAUGGAUUGGAUCAGUCUACUGAAGAGAAAAAUCAAAUUAAGAAGCCAAAAAUUUCUCAAAAAAAGAAGCCUUUUGUUGAAGAUGUAAUAAAAGAGAAGAAAGUAGAUCAAAUGAAUGGAAAAACUAUUGAGGAAGAAAAUGAAGUUGAAGAUAUUUCUUGGAAGGCUAAAACACUAUCAAAAUCGGAAAUUGAAGACAAUGAAAUAUAUAAAAAGGAUUUGAAGGAAGUUGAACCAAAAGAAGUGCAGACAAAAAUUGUAGAAACAUAUGACACCACUGAAGAAAUUGAUGAAGAAGAUAUUCUAUUGAGGAAGGCAUCCAAAUCUUCUCAUCUACAUGAGAAAACUGUUGAUAUUUCAAAGGAGAUGGAAGUGAAAACUCAAUUUUCAGAAGACGAAAAUGUGCAGAUAAAAAUUCCAAAGACUUUAACAAGAGAAAAGUUAAAUUUUUCACUGAAGAAAAGUAAUUCUUUCAGAUCGAAGCCCAAGAAUAAAGUUUUUUCUAUAGAAGCAGAAAAAUCGGCGGAGAAUAAGCAACAAGUCAAACAAAAUUUGAAAAAAUUAAUACAAAAAUACCGUAGGAAAAAGUUUGAUGAUGAGGAAAUAACUACAGAGCAUACAAAUGAAGGAAACACUAAAAUUGAAAAGAAUAAGAUUACUGAAGAUGAAAAUACUGUACAAAAAGAAGAAAUAAAUAAAAUUCAGUUGCAGAUAAUGGAAAUAAUUGAGAAUAACCCAAAUAUUGCAAAUAAGGAUUUAAUCAAAGAAAAAUUACAAAAGACGAUAAUUGAUGAACUGAUUAAAACAAUUGAUGAAAAGGUAACUGAGAAGACUGGAAAACUAAUGAGUGCCAGAGAUAAUGUGAAAACUAAGAAAUUAGUUGAAGUUAUUGAGAAACAAAAAAAUGCUCCUUCCAAAAUACCAGCUCCUGUCCAAAAUGAAGAUAUCGAAACACAAGAUGUAGAAAUAGAUAUGAACAUCGAGAAGAGUAAAAAACAAAUCAUAGUUGCGAAUUUGAAUAAAAGAGAUAAAAUAAGAGAGGCUCAAGAAAAGAUCGAAGAUAUUAUGAAUAUAAUUGAUGAUAUUGUUGAUACCAUUGAAAUUCAUAGUAAUGAGUGAUGGCCCUAUGUAAAAAAUAUUUGUUGGAACAAUAAAUGAUUACUUGUU